GAUUGUUGCUUGCCAUCUGCCCUGCAUUGCUUGGCUCUCGUCGCCCAUCCUCUUCACCCCCCCUCCGCCGCCGUUCCCAUAACGUCACAUCAUCCUUGCACUUCAACUCAUUCCUCUUUUCAUCAUCCAUUCAUACACCCACCACAUCAUCAUUGCUUACGACGACGACCUAGACUGUUGAUCGCCAUCCGGCUACGUGCAUUCUCCCCCACUAGCCAUCACGGCCAGUCUGUUCGGUCAACAUGUCAAAGCCAAAGCCAGGUCUCGGCAAGGGCCUUGCCAGGACUCUUGUCCACCCUGUCCCAACAGCACCAUCAGCAGCCAUUCACCACCCGAUAGCCUUGCCACCAUUGGCAUCGUCCAACACGACUCGAGUAUCGUCACUCUCGGGCCCACGGUCGUCGCAAUGGCCGUCAGCCGUCGUCCCCAACCAUAUGGCCUUGUUGCCACUAUGGGAUGCUCCACAGACCGAGCUUGGUCGCCGGUCGUAUGUCACCGCGGCGUCCCCGCUCCGUGCCUCUGUCGAUACCUCGACCUCGACGCCUUCAUCGUCGAGUUACUCGUUUCCCCAGUACCUUCCUCCUUCCUUGUUGUUUGACCGCCCCCGACCACCAUUCAACGAUGUUCACCUCCCACCGCCUCCCCCGCUCCCGACAGCCGCUGUGCUGCGAGCCCCAUCACCCCCUCAUCCCGCCAAACAACCCCGUCCCACUCAGACGCACACAGUCUUGUCACCAACCCCGCAAUUGAACAAUGGCCCUUCCCCCUCGCCAAGUCCGCCCCUUACUUAUCUCGGGAUUAGACCAGACCGCGUUGACAUUCACAAGACGGCGCCAAUACCCGAUCCAAACAACCUCACGCUCUACUCGUCAAACUUGAUCUUUCACUUGGGAGCCAGUGGAUCAGCCAAAGAGAGGUUUCCUUCCCCGCCGUCUAGAGGACGUUCCCAGACACCUCCGCCUCCGAGGCCUCGGUCUUUCCCUUUGCCAGACAUUACGCCCCCGACAGCCUUGCAUUCGACGGCAGUAGGCGAGGACUCGUACUUCGCCCGAGUUGACGGCGUCUGUGUGGCCGAUGGUGUUGGGGGAUGGUCGAGGUCGGGUAAGGGGCCAGCAGAUGCCGGCCGGUGGAGCCGCCUUCUCACCCACUACUGUGAAGAAGAGGUGGCCCGCUGGUGGGCCGGCGCCGACGAUUACAUGACUUCCGACGAUGAUGCCUCGGGGUGGGCAGCCCGGGCAUGGAAGCGUGGAGCCGAGUCCGAAGCAGGAGGCACAGCAGCAAGCCGCCGACACCGCCGACCUCUCGACCCCGUCGAAAUCAUGCAGAAGGGCUAUGAGAAAUGUCUGUCGUGCGCGGCCGCAGAGGGAAUCUAUGGCUCGUCGACGUGUUUGCUGGCUCUCCUUCACCACUCGACUCUGCUCGUGGCCAAUCUCGGCGACUGCAGCUUGCUGGUGAUCCGCCGGGGAGAGGUCGUGUUCCGAACCUCGGAAAUGCAGCAUGCCUUCAACUUCCCUCUGCAGUUGGGGACCCACUCUCGCGAUGAGCCCAUGAAGGACGCCAAGCGAUAUGAUUUCACCGUCGAGAAGGAGGAUGUUGUUAUUGUCGGUAGUGACGGGCUCAUGGACAACUUGUUUGAUGAGGAUAUCCUAGAAACGCUUCAAGAGUUUUCGACACCUUCCCAGCCAUCAUCACUGCCGCCAUUCUCGCCUCAAGUGGUAUCCGAGGCGCUGUGCAACAGGGCGCGCGCCGUUUCCGAGCAAACCACCGCAACUACACCUUUCAUGAUUCGGGCGAUUGAAGAAGGCAUCGACUUUGUCGGUGGCAAGAGAGACGACAUUUCAGUUCUCGUCGGCGUCAUUGGCGACCGCGACCGCGACGGGUUGAACAUGACACUAGACGCAGGAGUUCUCUAGAUGAGUUGUAUGAUGCAUUGUGUUGUUGUCUAUAA
Messenger RNA from Vanrija pseudolonga, 1948 nucleotides. RefSeq names its product putative protein phosphatase 2C 71. Gene Ontology annotation, biological process: protein dephosphorylation. The transcript has 3 exons. Bases 243 to 1913 code for a protein of 556 amino acids. The record is from RefSeq and is a predicted model, not a curated record. NCBI's taxonomy places the organism in Eukaryota, Fungi, Basidiomycota, Tremellomycetes, Trichosporonales, Trichosporonaceae. Gene Ontology annotation, molecular function: protein serine/threonine phosphatase activity.